AGUAAUUGUAUAAAGUAGCGAAUGACAUUUAUUUGGACGAAACGUACUGAAUAUUGUUGUGUCAUUUAUUUUGCAUUCGGUUAAGCUUUCACGCUUUCCCACCUCUCGUGAUGGUGAGGAAUAAACCGAAACCUUCAAAGACAUGUAUUGAAAGUGAUGAAGAGACAAGUGAUGUGGUUCCUCCUGAAUCCGAAGAUGAUCAGAGUUCGGAUGGAGGGAAUAAUAAAGAAUUGAGUUCUUCAUUGGAGGAUAGUGAUGAUGAGAAUCAUAAGGAUGAAACUCCUAAUACCAGAAAAAGAAUUUCUAAACGGAAAAAACAAGAAGCAGAUAAUGAAGAUGUUAAUGAUGGCGAUAUGUCUGUUGAUGAAAAAUCAACAUCUUUAAAACUUGUGCUGAGGAAGAGGAAAGCUUCCACUCCUCUGGAUGAAAGUUCUGAUCCAGAUGAUGAGGAUUCCUCCAGUGACGAUUCUUCUGCUGCAACAUCAGACGAAGAUCAAGCUUCACAGUUUGUGAUUUAUUCACAGAAAUCUAAAAGGAGGAAAAGUAGAAAAAAUAGUAGAAGAGAAGCACCAAAGAGGAAAUCGCGCUCAAAAUCUGGUGAGAAAAAAACUAGAAAGAAGAAAGACAAAAACACGGGCAGAAAAAAAAUUAAAAAGAUAUUUGGUGGAGAUCAACUGAACGAAGAAACAAAAGAUGCAGAGAAGAGAGAAGAAGAGCGAAGGAAGAGGUUGGAAAUGAGAGGAGAUGAUAAAAUCGUGGAGGUUGGUUUGGAUGAUUCAUUCAACAUAGUGGAAACUGUUACAAAACGCCUUGUUCUGCAGAAGGAACCACUUGUAGAGGUUCAUCCAUCUAUCACUGUGCAUUUAAAACCCCACCAAGUGGAAGGAGUGCAGUUCAUGUGGGAUAACUUGAUCGAGAGCACAAAGCUGGCUGAGGAAGGCACUGGUGGUGGAUGUAUCUUAGCACAUUGUAUGGGACUUGGGAAGACACUUCAGACCAUCACAACCAUACAUACCAUCUUACGAAGUGAAAAUCUUUCCAUUAAAACUGUGUUAGUUGUUGCUCCACUAAAUACACUGCUUAACUGGAUGUCUGAGUUUGAUAGAUGGGCUCCUGAUGAUGAACCAUUAAUUACAUACAACCUCGGUGCAUACGCGACUCGUAAAGAGAGGAUCAAAGUUCUCGACAAGUGGAAGAAGACUGGAGGAGUGAUGGUGCUCGGAUAUGACAUGUUCCGCCUCCUUGCAUCCGGAACAAGGAUCAGAUACAAAGCUUGGAGGGAGAGCUUUGCGAGUGCUCUUCUUGAUCCAGGUCCUGAUAUUGUAGUGUGUGAUGAAGGACACAAACUCAAGAACUCUGAAUCGAACAUUUCUCAGGUUAUGAGCAAACUUAAGACACGUAGAAGAGUGGUGCUUACUGGGACUCCACUGCAAAACAACCUCGUUGAAUACCAAUGCAUGGUGAACUUUGUGAAGCCAAACCUGCUUGGGUCACUGAAAGAAUUCCGAAAUCGUUUCGUGAAUCCUAUUUCUAAUGGUCAGCACCUGGAUUCAACGGACAGGGACGUUCGUCUCAUGAAAAAGCGUUCACAUGUGCUUCAUAAUAUGUUACAAGGUUUUGUACAGAGGAAAGAUUACACCUCCCUUGCCCAGUACUUGUGUGGUAAAUAUGAAUAUAUCAUUAAAGUUCGUCUCAGUCCUGUGCAAGUGUCUUUAUACCGUCACUACCUUGAUACAAUGACCAACAGAGGCAACAACCCACAUGCUGUCCAGCAAGGUUCAAGAGAUACUGGGUUAUUCUCUGAUUACCAAAACCUGAUGCGAAUAUGGACACAUCCACGUGUGUUGCAGUUGCACACCAUUAGAAGGGAUGAGCAGAUAAAUCGAAUGAUCUGUGAUUCAGAGGAAGAGGAGGAAGCUGUGAGUAGUGGGGAUGAGGAGUGGACCGCUGAUAGGAGAAACAAAGACAAACCUACGGAAAAACAGGAAGAUGAAAAAAAACCCCCAAUACAAAAUGGUGGGAUGAUUUCCUUACGUGAAUCAGACGCAGAUGAUGAUGAAGUAAAAUCAAAUGUUACAAGGAAGUCCAAGAGGAUGAAGGGAAGCUCAGAUGAGGAGGAACACACCGCAACAUCCAGCUCUGAGGAUGAGUUUAAAAGUGACUCGGAAGAAGAGGAAGAGGUGGAGGUUAAAUCACGGAAGAAGCACAGACCAAAGAACUCAGGAAGAUACAGAUUAAGAGGAGGGAAUAGUGAUAGUAGUGAUAAUGAUCCAGUGAUGCAGUUGAACAAAUCAAUGGAAUCAACGGAGGAGAAUGAAUGGUACUCCUCCAUUGUGGGGAAGGAUGUUGCUGAUGAUCAGAAUGCGGGAGGAAAGCUUGCUGUCCUCUUUGAAAUUCUUCGUCUUGCUCAUGAAUGUGAUGAUAAAAUCCUUGUAUUCAGUCAAAGUCUUCUCUCGCUGGACUUGAUCGAGGAAAUGCUUGCUCUGUCAACCGUGAAGGUUCUCAGCCAAUUAGAAGACGGGAAAAUCUCGACGGAGAUUGACUAUAGGAAGUGGUAUAAAAACUUGGAUUAUUUCCGUAUGGACGGUUCAUCGCUGGGAAAAUCGCGACAACGUUGGAUAAAUGAGUUCAACGAUGAAACGGACAGAAGGGCAAGGUUAUUUCUUAUAUCGACGAAAGCUGGUUCGUUGGGCGUGAAUCUGGUAGCUGCGAACCGUGUCGUUAUUUUCGAUGCAUCGUGGAAUCCUUCGCAUGAUAUUCAGUCAAUUUUCCGCGUUUAUCGUUUCGGUCAGGCCAAAUGCUGCUAUAUUUACCGGCUCAUUGCACAGGGAACCAUGGAAGAAAAAAUCUACGACCGACAGGUCACCAAACAGUCAUUGUCAUUCCGGGUAGUGGACGAGCAACAGAUCAACCGACAUUUCACUGCCCAUGAUUUACAGGAAUUGUACACUUUCAACCCGUCACCUACUCCAGCCGAAAGCGAGAGACCAACACACGCUUUGCCUAAGGACCCCUUGCUCGCUGAGUUGUUGACUGGAGAAUGCACUCGUGACAAGAUUGUUAGUUACCAUCAACACGACUCGCUUCUGGAUCAUCAGGAGGCGGAGGAGCUCACUGAGGAGGAGAGGAAGGCGGCGUGGGAGGAGUAUGAGAAUGAGAAGAAGGGUCUCCACCGUUUUAACCCACCACCCCAACAACAACGAACCGCUUUUACUGUGGCAAAUCAAAUGACCAACCAGAUUACCCCCUUGAAUAUGCUCAGUCAACUACAGCCAGAUCCUAUCUCCACAAUACAACAAGACAAUCUACUGAGUGAAGCUGUUCUUUCCUCGCUCAGGUUGCCUUUAACUCCUGAAAUGAGUAAAGAGCAACGUAACCAGGCACAGUCAGUGGUUACUCUUAUGUUAAAGGCGACUCGUGUUAUGCAGCAAGCCGCCGCUCGCCUCGAGUUUUUGAAACCCGUCGACCAUGAAAAAACGAUGUCCAACCUUAAAGCAUUGCCCAUGUAUCGGCACAUGAAGGACGACAGCUUGCGGAUGAUUGCAAUCGAGCUGAUGAUCCGCCAGCAGCAGCAGAGAUCGAACGCGGAGAAAGAAUUUAAAACAAGCAAAAUGCAAAUCACUUGGUUGGAAAGCAGGUAUCGUAAGAUCAUUCAAGAUGCAGUGAAUCUCAACGGAAUGAUCGCUCUUGCCAAAGCCGCAGCCAACGGGCCGAACUCAGUCAUAAACUUAACUCUGGAUGACGACGCUGAAAUGAAAACAAAAGCUUCAGAUUUAGCUCGCUCUUCAUUUCAAUCACUGUUGACACAAAAUAAGGAAAUCGCUCCAAGACCUGCUGCAUCUAAAAACGGUAGUGCAAAAGUGACUUCUACUAUUUCGGCUCUCUUCAGCGCGUCGUCUAAGCCAGUGAAGGAACUGAGCAUUUCAGAAAAAGAAGCACCCAAAAGUUUAAAACCAACAACAAUAGACCUUACUGAUGACAACGAUAAGGAAACCCGAGAUACGAAACCUGUUGUGGAAUCACUUGAUACAACAAAAGCGAGUGCUGAGGUAGCGAAGAAGGCACCGCCACCGAAGCGUGUAAACGAGAAUGGCAGAAAAAAAGCAGCAUAUGAGAGUGAAGAAGAUUCUGAGAGCGAUGAAGAUUGGGAAACGCAGUAUUCUAGGAACGCGAAGAAUCGAAGUAGAAGAACUAGGUCUUAACAUCUGAUCACACCAAAGCUGAUUUAAUCUAUAGUUCCCGACUUACCUAUAGCAAAAUUCUUCAUUACACUUUUCCCCACAACAGUAUCGGAGCUCCUAUUUUUUUAACCCAAGUUUUAACCCAUCCCUUUCUCGCGACUGCCACGCGUUUUUUUAUUUCCUUUCAUUCAGUUUUUUCGUUCUGUUCUAUACUCCCGAUCUUAAACCGGUCCGAUUAACGUUGUCAGUUGAAUAAAUUGUACGAGGAGUCUAACUGUUAAA
This is a messenger RNA of Ciona intestinalis (vase tunicate), 4463 nucleotides long. NCBI's taxonomy places the organism in Eukaryota, Metazoa, Chordata, Ascidiacea, Phlebobranchia, Cionidae. The record is from RefSeq and is a predicted model, not a curated record.